Messenger RNA from Aspergillus wentii DTO 134E9, 2310 nucleotides. Its product is annotated as anaphase promoting complex subunit CDC16. The transcript is spliced from 2 exons. Lineage: Eukaryota; Fungi; Ascomycota; Eurotiomycetes; Eurotiales; Aspergillaceae. Gene Ontology annotation, molecular function: protein binding. Bases 1 to 2310 code for a protein of 769 amino acids. The record is from RefSeq and is a predicted model, not a curated record. Gene Ontology annotation, biological process: cell division.
AUGGAGAAGUUUUUGCGCUCCUGGCGUCAGGAUGCGUUGAACCGAGGCCAGCACGAUGCGGCCAUUUACAUUGGCGACAAAGUCCUUGCGUUGACCAAUAGCGAUUCGGAUGCCUUUUGGCUGGCCCAAGUCCACUUCUCCAACAACAACUACACGCGAGCUUUGGCCCUUCUAUCCCGCAAAGACCUCAUCUCGCGAAGCACCGCUUGUCGCUACUUGGCUGCCCACUGCUACAUUAAACAGAACCAAUUCGAACAAGCACUGUCAGUGCUCGGUGAUCAUAAUCCCACCCACUUGAUUCGCAACAAUAACAGCCGUCGGAAACUGCAGCAUGUCAAUGGAAGCCAUGUCACUCUGCGCAAUGGCAAGACAACCUCUUCGCGCGGCGAGGAGCGAGACAAGGAAGAUGCCAAUAAUGUUCGAUUCGAAGCCGCCAUGUGCUAUUUACGAGGUCUCUGUUUCGCAAAGCAGAACGCUUUUGACCGUGCUCGUGACUGCUACAAGGAUGCCGUGCGCAUAGACGUUCAAUGUUUUGAAGCCUUUGAUCAGUUGAUGAAGAACUCGCUCAUGUCACCGACGGAGGAACUGGAGUUUCUGGAAUCUCUCGACUUUGACUCCAUUACUUCCCCCGACCCGUCUACCGCCCAGGAAGCCGCUCAUUUUACCAAGAUGUUGUACACCACUCGUUUGUCUAAAUACUCGUCGCCUGCUAUUCUUUCAGAAGCAACCGAGACUUUGUCGACCCAUUACAACCUCGCACAAAACCCUGAUAUACUGCUGUCGCGGGCAGAAGCUCUUUACACGCAGUGCCGUUUUGCUGAAGCCCUCGAGCUGACUUCGUCGGUUCUGUCGAGUUCCAACUCGUCCAACACGUCGGCAACGGCAGCCUCGGCCCAUAUCCCGGCUCAAAACCACUUGGGCCACUCUCCGGCUGUUUAUCCCUUACACCUGGCGUGUUUAUACGAAACAGGGGCUACCAAUGCGUUGUUUCUUCUGUCUCACACAUUGGCUGACCAUGCUCCUGAGGAGUCAUAUACUUAUCUUGCUAUUGGAGUUUAUUAUCUAUCGGUUUCCAAAAUUGCAGAGGCACGGCGAUUCUUCUCUAAAGCAUCGUUGCUGGAUCCGCAUUCAGCACCUGCGUGGAUUGGAUUUGCUCACACCUUUGCUGCUGAAGGAGAGCAUGAUCAAGCCAUUGCCGCGUACAGCACUGCGGCUCGACUGUUCCAGGGCAGCCACUUGCCCCAGCUAUUCCUUGGAAUGCAACAUCUGGCCCUGAAUAACAUGUCGCUAUCUCAUGAAUACCUGUGCGCCGCUUAUGCUAUGUCGACAGGUUCUCCUUCUGGGACCGUCCCAACUAUUCCUACUAACCCAAGCGGCGGGUUACCUGCAUUAGGCGGCGACCCUCUGGUGAUAAACGAGCUCGGUGUGGUGCUGUACCAUCAGAACCAUCUCGAAGGUGCUGUGGAGUUGUUCCGUCAAUCGCUCGCUUUGGCUUCUACUCUUCACUGUGAGCCAGGUGCCUGGGUGGCCACGCGGGCAAAUCUGGGCCAUGCAUUGCGCCGCACAGGGCGUUUUACAGAGUCUCUGAUAGAGUUUGACGAAUGUCUUCGGAUUGGAGCUGGAGGUGCGAGCUUGGGUUAUAGCCCGUUUCUAGGUGGUAGUGGCGCUGGUGCUUCCGGGGUCGCUUCAUCAGGCGUUGGAGGUUAUGAGGAUCGAGGUUUGAUUGGGUCCCUUCACACGUCCCGUGGCUUGGUAUUGCUGGAGCUUGGGCGCACAAUGGAAGCGGUAACGUCCCUCCAUGAGGCGGUCCGUGUUCUAGGGGCUAGUGGUGGCGGUGAUGCUGCCGGUGGUGCUGGUAUUGCAGGCACUCUUCUUUCCCGUGCAUUGGAGAUUUGGGCCCUAGAAAAUCACGAAAAGGAGAAAGCAAUGCCCGAAGAGCCGGCAAAGGCAGCCAGCAGCCGGGGCUCGGACAGAUCACGUGAUAAAGGAAAGGGGAAAUAUGCGUCCGAAGAAAGAGCUAGACGUCGUGGGGCGACAGCGGAGCGGUAUGCUAAGGAAUGGACAGACGAAGUUCCACACGUCGAGGUAUCGACUGCAGAGGCGGAACCAGAGACAUUGGAAGAGAAGGUAGAGAUGGAGCUGGAUGACGAAGCUGAUGGCCUCUUGCGAAAUGCGCUGGGUCGAGUUCGAGGUGGACGGCAGCGACGACGACCUGGGGCCAGCCCUGAGAUGGAAUUCAACGAAACGCCCGCACCGGCAGGAGGUCGCAGUCGAGGAUCACGAGCACCGCGGAGUAAUAUGCGACAGUAA